Molecule: messenger RNA, 916 nt
Organism: Syzygium oleosum
Lineage: Eukaryota; Viridiplantae; Streptophyta; Magnoliopsida; Myrtales; Myrtaceae
Exons: 5
Coding region: 128-691 (187 amino acids)
Biological process (GO): intra-Golgi vesicle-mediated transport; endoplasmic reticulum to Golgi vesicle-mediated transport
Cellular component (GO): cytosol; TRAPP complex; cis-Golgi network membrane
Source: RefSeq, a predicted model, not a curated record
CAGUUUCAAUCCUCGGCCAUCAGAAAAAGUUUCAGAUCGCCACGAGGAGCGAGGGUCGAGGCGCCUUGCGGUUGCAGCUGAAGUUGAAGCUCGGUGUCUCUCUCUCUCUCUCUCUCGCCCUCUCGCUAUGUCGCGUGCUCCAGGUCCUCGAUCGGGCGACGCGAUCUUCGCCAGCGUCGAGCGCGUGAAUGCGGAACUGUUUACGCUGACGUACGGGGCAAUCGUGCGCCAGUUGCUCACAGAUCUGGAGGAGGUGGAGGAAGUCAACAAGCAGCUCGAUCAAAUGGGUUAUAACAUUGGAAUACGACUCAUUGACGAAUUUCUAGCUAAAUCAAAUGUCAGCAGAUGUGUUGACUUUAAGGAGACAUCAGAAAUGAUUGCAAAGGUGGGUUUUAAAAUGUUCCUCGGAGUUACUGCCUCUGUGACCAAUUGGGAUGCCGAUGGUGCCUGUUGCAGUAUAGUUUUGGAGGAUAAUCCCUUGGUUGACUUUGUCGAACUCCCAGAUACAUGUCAAGGUCUAUAUUAUUGCAACAUCUUGAGUGGGGUCAUAAGAGGAGCUUUGGAGAUGGUUUCAAUGAAGACGGAAGUAACAUGGAUUCGCGAUAUGCUUCGAGGGGAUGAUGCGUUUGAGUUACAAGUGAAACUCCUGAAGCAAGUCCCUGAAGAGUACCCAUACAAAGACGACGAAUGACAUGGAUCAUACUGUUCUGCCCGGCCCUCAUCCAAUUGCUCUGUUUAUAGAUAGUAGGAUGUAUUCUUGGGAGUUUGCAUGUUUUUGUUUCCUUCAUCACUUUCUUUUCUGUUGCGGUGGACUUUGCUAUGUUGUACUUCGAGGGGAGGACUUACAUCAAGUCUCUGGGAGACGGCGGUGGACUACGUCGAGCGGUGAAAGCAAAUAAAUAGGUUUCUCGUGUUA